CAGAAAAUUGUUCUUGCUAAAUUUUCACGGCUUUAUUGUCCAGCGAAGAUAUUUUUACUAAACAUUUACCGUGAAUCUCCCACCCCGUGUUCCGACGAAUCUCGUGCAUCCCAUCCUCCCAGCUGGGUGAUAAACCUUUUUAUUGGUAAGAAAAAUAGGUGCUGGUACUGCAGCUGCACCUUGUACGCGAAGGUUUUAGACGACCCUUUCCCCCCCGCUUGGAGUGUGUGUUUGUGCGUGCUUUGAAUUGUUUGCGAGCCACUCUCCGUUCGUUAUGCAAAAAUCGAAGUAAUAUGCCAGGACAGUUUUGGAAAAACAGUGCAUAGAUACGAGUAAUUGUCGGUAAUCGAUACGCCACCAUGACCGACAGAAAAGCGGUCGUGUGUUAUGGGCUGGUGUACAUUCUGUGUACCCAGGUGCUGUCCACCAAUUCGCGCACCUCCACACUGUGGAAGCUAAACUCGGAGGAGGGUAAAAUUGUCAGUGUGUCCGGGGGUACGAACUGCAAAUUACAGAGUUCCAGUGCAAAGGCCACAGAAAACACGGCCUCCACUGGGGAAGGUGUGUUUGUGCCGCACAACGUGGAUGAGCUGCUGAAUCCGUACCAUCCCGAGGAGGACGAGGAGUCAACGUUUCACAUAAUCACUACCACCGCGGCUAACUAUCGCGAUAAUACAUGGAGGCGGCACGCCCGGGACAACAUUAUAGUGAAUCUAGCGAAAGCCGCUUCCGACAUUAGGUCGAACGCAAACAUUAAAGGAACCAGCGUCAGUGCGGAAUCGGACGUGCUCGAUUGCGGCAAACCGGUCAACUUCACCUACUACGAUGAUCUGAUCGGUGUUGCGCAACGCUACAGCCAUCCGAUCGUACCCGAGCCGGAGGUAGCGUAUUUGUUCUUGAAGAAAAAGGGUCCGAAAUCGUUGAAAAACUUCGACAUCGAUGCACUGGAAAGGCGCCUACGGAAGGCGAAAAGCGAAAAACCACGAUCAGUGCAGCUCUACAAUCAAAUUGGCAACUUUUGGCGAAUAAAGGGCGACGCACGCCAUUCGAUCGAAUGUUUCCGCGGUGCGCUCGCGAUGGCACCGUCGAACGCGGAGGUUUUGCUGAACCUUGCCCGGGUUCUAUUCAAUCUGCAGUAUUUGGAUGAUGCGAUACACCUAACCAGACGCUCCCUGGAAGUGCAGCCAAGGGAUCGAAGCGCAUGGCGGCAGUACUUUACACUGGGUGAAAUUUUUAAAGCCUACGGCCACUUUCAAGAAUCGGUUAACCAUUUGCGGCAGGCGUUGGAACUUUAUCCACAGUACGAACCCAUCAAGAAGGCAAUUGCGGAUGUGGAAAAUAUUUCUGCCUCGUCGUUACACAUAUUUACCAUCAUCAUCAUCAUUUUUCUGGUGAUGUGCGUGCUAUAUGUGAUUCUUUCGUCGAAUGAAAGCAACCAGAACAGCCACGAAUUGGAGCAGAAGGCGACCCGGCACUUUAACCGUGCCAUGGCGAUGCGCUCGUUAAAGGGCUUCACGCAGCGUUCGUUUAAAAAUCGAAAGUAAAAUAAUAAGCCGUAUUUUGGGGUUAUUGUUUAUUUUUUCGGCGCGCGCAAUCAAUUGAAUGCGUGCUCUCAAAUCUCUGUAUCAUGUAGCCGUGUUUACGUGUGUGUGUAUUGUGUGCGUGUGUAUAUUGCUCAUAGUGGAAUGUGUUCGGAAGGCAUUAGUGAAGGAGCGGAUGCUAGAAUUAAUAGUCUGUAAGAUGAGAUUCGUGAAAAUCUUCCGGUAUGCCACACACGCGCAUCGCAGAAAGAAGGGCAAAGAACACAUGUAGGGUGGGAAUGAUAGGAGCAAUGGUUCUAGCAAAACACUUAGCGAUCAUCGUACGCAAUGUAAAGCCGCUCUCAACAUAAACAAAAAUCGGCUUCAUAAUAAUGCACUUACCGCGCAUAAAGAAAAAAGAAGCAAUUUAACAGCAACGUUACAGAAUGGGGAUGCAUAUAGGAAGCUAAAACACAGCUACACUAUCACUAAUUACUAUUGAAAUCCUACUAUUAUACGUCAAAAAUCGAUGAGGUUACGGCAGGUCUGAUCUUGAGUUCACACGUGCUAUCAAUGUUUUUUUCGUUUAUUCUUUUCAUGAAUCGUGAACAUAACACAAGUCUCGUGGCGACCUUUUUUAUAUAAUUUUACACACACACACACAGCACACCACUUGCUUUGAGAUUAAUAUGUGAUCAUUAUUCUGUUUUGUGUUUUAUUCGAAUAAGAUGAAAUUUAUGUUCCACCAGGUUUUAGCGAGACAUUGAGUCUACAUUCGGUAUUAAAAUACUUCGCCAGUACAAGUACAACAAAUAGCACUCGCUUGAAAUUUUGUAUUUCGUUUCUGUUACAACUAACCAAGUAACGGGUGAGUCGUUUGUGCGCAGUUUCAAGAAAAUAAGAAACA
Anopheles moucheti is the source of this 2427-nucleotide messenger RNA. RefSeq lists its product as uncharacterized. The transcript has 5 exons. Gene Ontology annotation, biological process: actin filament polymerization. Gene Ontology annotation, molecular function: protein binding. The record is from RefSeq and is a predicted model, not a curated record. Bases 360 to 1544 code for a protein of 394 amino acids. Lineage: Eukaryota; Metazoa; Arthropoda; Insecta; Diptera; Culicidae. Gene Ontology annotation, cellular component: cytoplasm; actin cytoskeleton.